This is a messenger RNA of Staurois parvus, 528 nucleotides long. The record is from the annotation of a GenBank genome assembly. NCBI's taxonomy places the organism in Eukaryota, Metazoa, Chordata, Amphibia, Anura, Ranidae.
AUGGAAGCCCCUACAGGAGGGAUGGCAGGUUUGGGCUCACUGGGAGCGACAGAAGCACUGUCAGUGGCUCAGGCACUAUCACUGCCAGCAGAAUCCUAUGGCAAUGAUCCCAAUGUGGAGAUGGUUUGGGCCAUGAAGGCCUAUCAGCAUGCGGAGGUUUACUUCAAUCUUAUAGGUUCUGUGGACCCACGUCACCUAAAACUGACGAAAAAAGAUGAUGUCAUUUAUGCAGCAUUUAGAGGUGAUUUUCCUGAGCUCUGUAUUAAUGUUCUGGAUCCAGAAAAUCUGAAAUCUCCAGCAGCCAAAGAGAAAUGGCGGCCUUUCUGCAUGAAAUUUGAACACGAAGUAGAAGACUUUAAUUAUGGAACAUUGUUAAGACUGGACAGCAGCAAAGAGUACACUGAGGAAAACACCAUCUUCGUUUUCUGCAGACCACCUGUAAUGGAAGGGGCCUGCUGGGUGCUCCCACAGCUCUGCUUAGGCUAUGAAAAGCACAGUCCUGAUGUUGCUGCUACUUUUACCAGGUAA